CGAACUCACAAAAGUCGACUCCGCCAUUGCGGGCUUGACGAUAUCCACCAAAGAAGAAAAGGCCCCGGAUAAGCCCGAGAAGAAGACGCAAAAGCGUAACUCGUCUCAGGCUGAUGGUGUCUACAACAUCAAGGAUCUAGGUAAUCUCUGUCUGCCUUUUUAUGUUAAGAGAAUUGGUCCUCACCUUCCUGUCUUUAGAGGAAAAGAAGAUCGAAAUCACGUUACCCAUUGAGACGCAAAAGACUGGAUGGAAGUUGAAUACCUCUCCAUCCUCAAUUGAGGACAAGGAUAUCCUCAAACUGCACCUAAUAAGACCACCGGUGAAGAAGAUCGACCUACACUUCCCGCUAGGGUUGGAGGUAACAGCCCGCAACAUGAAGGGUGUAACAAUCAAGGAUGCACUGGAUGCAAUCUACAAGCAAUUCAAAAAGAAGGCCGAUGAUGAGCUAGACAAGCCCUACCUCGCUGGUUUCGAGUGGGACAAGGAAGAGUGCUGGACACGUCUGAUUGUUCACCAGACCAAGCAGGGCCCACCCCCGCCUACAAGCAACAAGAAGUCGAAGAAGAAGGCCAAGGACGAUGCAUAGAUGGUGGCUGUCUCCGGCUGUCUCGCGCUAAUGGCAUGGCGUUGCCUCUCCUUUCUCCGUCGCUUGGCGGCUUUCUCCUGAUCUGAUAUGCUUUGUCUCUCAUCUGCUUCUUCUGAGCAUUGUUUCAAUGGUUCGGGGGGUUAGAAGCAUGAAUCAAGAGGACGGGUGUUAUAUUGUGUAAUCUGGUCUUUGUUGUGUUUUUUUUUUUUCAAUCUCGGCUCUCGACUGCCUAUGUCGCCUACUUUCGUUGAUCCACUGGUUCCAAGAGAAUACAGUAUACUCUGGCACCCAGGCCAAC
Aspergillus ochraceoroseus IBT 24754 is the source of this 885-nucleotide messenger RNA. RefSeq lists its product as uncharacterized. The transcript has 3 exons. Lineage: Eukaryota; Fungi; Ascomycota; Eurotiomycetes; Eurotiales; Aspergillaceae. The record is from RefSeq and is a predicted model, not a curated record. The coding region runs from base 162 to 587 and encodes 141 amino acids.